Messenger RNA from Nerophis ophidion (straightnose pipefish), 3760 nucleotides. Its product is annotated as junctional adhesion molecule 2A-like. Gene Ontology annotation, cellular component: protein complex involved in cell adhesion; tight junction; cell surface. NCBI's taxonomy places the organism in Eukaryota, Metazoa, Chordata, Actinopteri, Syngnathiformes, Syngnathidae. Gene Ontology annotation, biological process: leukocyte tethering or rolling. The record is from RefSeq and is a predicted model, not a curated record. The transcript has 10 exons. The coding region runs from base 102 to 992 and encodes 296 amino acids.
CAUGAAACUCCAAUGGGCACACACACACUCCCACUCCCACUCCCACUCAAACACACACACCAGAGAAAGAUCUGAAAGCCAAACCACGCGUGUUGGACGAGAUGAAGAAGAUGUUGUUUCCACUCCUGCCGCCUCUUCUUCUGCUCUGCAUGCACUGUCCUGACGGCUUGUCAGUGACAGUAAGCUCCAGAAAAGCCAAAGUGGAAAUCCACGAGCACACAGACGCUGUCCUGUCCUGCGAGUUCGGCACUGAGAAGGAUCCCGACCCUCGCAUCGAAUGGAAGAAGAAGGGAAACGCUGUCACUUUUGUUUACUUUAAUAACAAAUUCACUGCGUCCUACGCAGGCCGGGCCAAGAUGGAGGGAGCCACACUGACCAUCCACUCAGUGAGUCAGAAGGAUUCGGGAGAGUAUCGCUGUGAGGUCACCGCCAGCCAGGACCACGUCAACUUCGGAGAGGUCACCGUCAACCUUCACGUUCUUGUGCCUCCUCACAUCCCUUCAUGCGAGGUUCCCCAGUCCGUGUUUGUGGGCUCUGACUUGGAGCUUCUGUGCAAAGACCAGCAGAGUGUCCCCCCCGCCAAGUACAGCUGGUACAAAGACAACAAGGUCCUGAUGUCCUCCAGCAACAUGGCGUACAGCAUGGACUCUCACAAAGGAACGCUGAAGUUGAAAAGUGUUUCCAAAGUGGACUCGGGGAUGUAUCGCUGUGAGUCCUCCAACAGUGUGGGGGCGCCCAAGAGCUGCGUGGCACAACAAUUAAAAGUUAUCGACCAUCAAGCAGAUGCGGCCGUUUUGAUAGCCGGAGGUGCAACGUUUGUGGUUGUCAUGCUGCUCUGCUGCAUCUGCGUCUGUGUUUGCUACCGUCGAGGAUGCUGCAACACAGAAGAGAAGAAGGCCAAAAGCAGCAAGUCCUACAGCCCUCCUCCUCCGCCUCCUCCUCCCAUCCACAACCUCAUGAACUACAAACAAACUCAGUCUUUCAUGAUCUGACCGAUGUCCCAACAUCCAAAAUCCCAACGUGUCUCACAGCUGGAAUGUUGUUGCCCUCGCUGGUAUUUUCUUCAAAGACCAAAACUCAGCCGAUUCUCGUCAAACCCUCGCUGGUUGCCGUACAGACUUUGGGCAUUACAGAUGCUUCGACAAAUCGAAUGGAGCUCGAAAAGAACCUGCGUCCUCUGGAGUGGACGUUUGAUUUAUUUUGUCCUUUUUACACAUUUUUGAAGAAGAUAAAAAAAAAAUUCCACUGCAGAGGACACUGGUUCUCAGGAUGAUAUAAGCUAAGCCAGUGGUUCUCAAAAUUUUUUGACCUCAGAAAACUCUUGGCUCUCCAAGUACCGCCAUAAUGACCAACAUUAAAACACAGUAGCGUAGUGGGCCCAAGUAUGCAUUAAAAACCAGGCAGAUGUCUAUUUCAUAUUUUUGGCCACUGUAACAUUACACACAGUUCGAACAGUAACACUGUGUUUGAAAAUAGGAAAAUAAAACACUGUACUUUAAUAAUUAAUCAAAUCAAAUAAUUAUUAAUUAUGUCAUUCUUUGGCGCACCACUAGAUGGAGCUCGUGCCACAGUUCGAGCUAAGCUAUUCAAAAAAAAAAAAAAAAAUAUCUAGCAAAUGAGUGUACUAUUUAAUAAUACAUCACAUUAACAAUGAAUUACUUGAAUCUUCAUAAUAAAAUGCAGAGGGCCAAAAAAAAAAAAAAAAGACUGCUCUGCAGGCUGAAAAUAGCCCUGGGCAUUGCCAGACAAGAUAACUUAAAAAAAAAAAGAAGGGCUUUUUCUGUCUUUUAAUUUUGUGCCUGCUAAGGAAUAAUUUUUAUUAUUAUUAUUACUACCGUAAUUCUUUGAAUUUCCGCAGGGCAUAUAGUAUGCGCCUGCCUUGAAUUAAUCAAACUCGCUUCCCAAAAUAAUUAGCGCGUGCUUAGUAUUACCGCCUGGUCAAACUCGUGAAGACACAAGUGACACUUCCCCUGUCAUCAUUUUCAAAAUGGAGGAGGCUGAUUUCAAUACCGGUCAUUUGAAGUCGCAUAAAGGGAAGAAGAUUAAGAGCUAUUCAGUAGGAUUUAAGGUCCAAGCUUACAUCACACUCAAAUUUUUACCUUUGGUAAGUGCCGGAGUGAGAAGAGGUUUUAAAAUAAUAAUCGCAUGCUUACUUUUACCGCAUGCCUUUGGUAAACGCAAGAGUGAGAAGAGGUUUUAAAUUAAUUAGCGCCCCGGCGGCAAUUCAAGGAAAUACGGUAUUAUUGUUCACCACCAUGUUCAGUCUAUGUUUCGAUACACAGAAGCUUUAUUUUUCUCUUUACCGUGUUCAAAUACUCUAUUUUAUCAGCGUGUGCAAAUGAGACUAUGAGUGCUGCACUUACUCUCUUUGAGCUUUGUGUGUGUUUGUAUUUUAAAAAGCGUGAAGAAAUGAACGGGUGUCUGCCAACACUGAAUGAAAACAAAUGAAAUACUUCCAUUUAACCUGACAUCAUUUUUUUUAUUAUUAUUUUAUUCCUUUACGCAAAACCUAAAAUGAUAAAGCUACACAAAAAGCGACACAUUUGUUACUCACGACCAAGUUUUUUUUGCAAUUCAAUUAUUUUUCAUUUCAUUCUGGACUUCUGGUUUUGUCCACAAAGAUGAUUUUUCCCCCCCCCUUUUAAAGCACACAGUAACAUUUUUUGUUUCAAUUUUACUGCAAGGGUGCCUUACUCGUCAAAUAAAUGUGAGUUUUUAUAGCAGAUUGUAAGUAAAAAACAAACAACUAACUUAACAGUGGAUUUAUGUAAAUAAAAUAAAAAAAUAUCCUUCAUACAAUACUUUAUAUUUCAAGCAGUAACUCAAAGUGUAAAAAAUAUGAGGGUCAUAUUUUUACAGCAUGUUUUGACAAUUAGACAUUUUCUGGCUCAGGGGCCCCAAGUAAGUGUGAGAUUUUGUUUUAAAUAAACACUGUUGGAAAAUUUGGUAGAAAUAAAAUGCAUGAACAUUGCCGAUAAUUGACCCAUUACAGGGCCUCAUAAUAAUAAUAAUAAUACUAAUAGUCACAUACUACUAAUAAUGCAUAUAGUGCACAUUUUUUUCCUCCAAUUGAAUAAGGGUAGUUAUACUGUCCCUAAAAGAGUUCAAGUCCCCCAAAUAUAAAUAAUACUUUAUGUAUAUUUACGGCUGAAUUGUAGUUUUGAUAGAUUAACUCAAUCAAAAUUUAAGAAAUAUUAAAAUGUACUAUUUUUACAGCAAUACAUGUAUUUGUCCUUUGGACCUUGAGUGUUCCUUUUUUUCUUUUUUUAAAUCGGGCAUCGUAAAAAAAUAAAUAGAAAUGCAUGACAAUAAAUGUUACUGCUAAUCAUUCACCCAUCUCAAGACCUAAUAUUAAUAAACAUAAUAUUAGUAUAACAAGCCCAUAAUAACCUAUAUGAUAGAAAUUAAUUUUUUUUCAAUUGUACUCGAGUUGAAAGAGCAAAACCAAAGCAUGACUUGUAAAUGUCACGCUGCAUUAUGAAAUGAGCAUGCUUCCACGCCUAGCUAGUAAGACUUACAUAUGUACAUAUUAUAUUGCAUGUUGAAAUGAGUAUUUUUAUAUUUUAAUGCAACAAACGAGCAGACCACCGAGAUGAGUGCUGUAAUACUUGGCAUGGCCACUAGAGGGAGGCAUUGCACUGUAAACAGCAGAAGGCCUUCGUGGUCUCAUUUGAAUGAUUUUGCGUGGAUGAACAUCAGUUUUGGUUUUGUUUGGCUUCGUGAUUUUAUGUUGCUGUCCACAUAAAGGUUUUGAAAUGCA